Striga asiatica is the source of this 513-nucleotide messenger RNA. Lineage: Eukaryota; Viridiplantae; Streptophyta; Magnoliopsida; Lamiales; Orobanchaceae. The record is from the annotation of a GenBank genome assembly.
AUGAACUGGGCUGCCAUUGGAGGUGAGAUUAGCAGUCUCUUUAUACGUAGUGUGGAACAGCCGGAGCAAAUCGUACGUGAAUUUGGACGGCAUAUCGUACACGUACACCCUAAUCGGCGAACGAAACGGAUCAUCACCUCCAUAGAUACGUUUCUCCUGUCCUUGAGAGAUCAAAUCGUCGAACACCUGCACGUCCUGCUCUGUAGCAUUCCUUCGAACUGUGUCGUCUCCGGGGGAGGUGAAAGAGUAAUCGACGUUAGGGUUUCGAGCUGCGUGGAAUUGGAGAGAUGGGGAAGAAGCCGAUGUGAUGAUAUAGAAAAGGACGGAGAGGAAGAUGAGGGAGAGAGUGAAGAGAAUGAGCGGAGAUCGCCGAGAUUUAGUAGCGGCGGCGGCCGGGUGGUGGUUUCUUCCGGUCAUAUUCCGGUGGGUCAGUGGCAUUUAACUGUUGAGCAAGGAAUUUUCAGCUCUGCAGAGUUUGGACUUCUGGACUAUCGAAAAGAUUCUGAUUUCUGA